Molecule: messenger RNA, 661 nt
Organism: Wyeomyia smithii (pitcher-plant mosquito)
Lineage: Eukaryota; Metazoa; Arthropoda; Insecta; Diptera; Culicidae
Product: mantle protein-like
Exons: 2
Coding region: 55-597 (180 amino acids)
Source: RefSeq, a predicted model, not a curated record
UGCAAUCAAUUCAACGGCUAAGAGUGCAGUACAAUCGAAACUGUAGCUUCCAACAUGAAGGCGUUCAUUGCGUUGUCCAUGGCUUUGGCCAUCGCUUCCUGCGCGGCAGUCGACGAUUCCAACGGUAAGAAGGAGAAACGUGGUCUCUGGGAGCUGAGUGACGAUCAUAGCAACUUCGGAUAUGAUGACCAUUUUGACCACUAUGACGAUCAUCAUCACGCUGUGAAACACGUAUCCACAACCAUUACCAAGAAAGUUCCUGUUCCAUACCCAGUUGAAGUUGAGAAGCACGUCCCAGUUCCAGUGAAGGUCCCAUACCCAGUUCAUGUCGAGAAAAAGGUCCCAGUCUACGUUGAAAAGAACGUUCCAGUCUACGUGGAGAAGAAGGUCCCAGUUCACGUUGAUCGUCCCGUUCCAUACCCAGUGGAAGUGAAAGUCCCCGUUGUUCAGAAGGAAUAUGUCGAGGUCCCGAAACCGUACGCAGUUCAUGUUGAGAAGCCAGUUCCAGUGUACGUGCAGAAGCCGGUGUAUGUUGAGAAGCACGUCCCAGUGACGGUGCACAUCAAGGAACACAAGAAGCACUGGGGUCUGUUCUAAGAUGUUAGUCCAACAAUGUGAUGAUUUGUUGAAAGAAUAAAUGCACAAUACAUGUAAAUAAUGC